AUGUCUUUGAGAUCAUUCCAACGUUCAUCCAACUUGGCCAAGACUGCCUUGAGAACUUCAGUUAGAUCAUACGCUACUGCUGAACCAACUUUGAAACAAAGAUUGGAAGAAACUUUGCCAGAAAAAGCUGAGCAAAUCAAGCAAUUGAAGAAGGAACAUGGUAAAACUGUUAUUGGUGAAGUCUUGUUGGAACAAGCUUAUGGUGGUAUGAGAGGUAUUAAAGGUUUGGUUUGGGAAGGUUCUGUUUUGGACCCAAUUGAGGGAAUCCGUUUCAGAGGCAGAACCAUUCCAGACAUUCAAAAAGAGUUGCCAAAAGCCCCAGGCGGUGAAGAACCAUUGCCAGAAGCUUUGUUUUGGUUGUUGUUGACUGGUGAAGUCCCAACCGAAGCUCAAACCAAGGCUUUGUCCGAGGAAUUGGCUGCUAGAUCACAAUUGCCAAAACACGUUGAAGAGAUUAUCGACAGAUCUCCAUCCCACUUGCACCCAAUGGCUCAAUUCUCCAUUGCCGUUACCGCUUUGGAAUCUGAAUCCCAAUUUGCUAAGGCUUACGCCAAGGGUGUCCACAAGAGCGAAUACUGGAAAUACACCUAUGAGGACUCUAUUGAGUUGUUGGCCAAAUUGCCAACCAUUGCUGCCAAGAUUUACAGAAAUGUUUUCCACGAUGGUAAAUUGCCAGCCCAAGUUGACGGUAAAUUGGAUUACGGUGCAAACUUGGCCAACAUGUUGGGUUUUGGCGGUAACCAAGAAUUUUUGGAAUUGAUGAGAUUGUACUUGACAAUCCACUCUGACCACGAAGGUGGUAACGUUUCAGCACACACCACCCACUUGGUUGGUUCAGCUUUGUCAUCACCAUUUUUGUCAUUGGCUGCCGGUUUGAAUGGUUUGGCUGGUCCAUUGCACGGUAGAGCUAACCAAGAAGUUUUGGAAUGGUUGUUCAAAUUGAAGGAGGAAUUGAAGGGUGACAUUUCAAAAGAAGCUAUCGAGAAGUACUUGUGGGAGACCCUUAACUCUGGUAGAGUUGUCCCAGGUUACGGUCACGCUGUCUUGAGAAAGACUGACCCAAGAUACACUGCUCAAAGAGAAUUUGCUUUGAAACACAUGCCAGACUAUGAAUUGUUCAAGUUGGUUUCAAACAUUUACGAAGUUGCCCCAGGUGUGUUGACCAAACACGGUAAGACCAAGAACCCAUGGCCAAAUGUCGACUCCCACUCUGGUGUCUUGUUGCAAUACUAUGGUUUGACUGAAGAAUCAUUCUACACCGUCUUGUUUGGUGUCUCUAGAGCAUUUGGUGUCUUGCCACAAUUGAUCUUGGACAGAGCUGUCGGUAUGCCAAUUGAAAGACCAAAGUCAUUCUCCACUGAAAAGUACAUUGAAUUGGUUAAAAACAUCAAGGCUGGUAACUAA
Messenger RNA from Lodderomyces elongisporus, 1404 nucleotides. It is a transcript of the gene CIT1, whose product is annotated as citrate (Si)-synthase. The record is from RefSeq and is a predicted model, not a curated record. Gene Ontology annotation, cellular component: mitochondrial matrix. Bases 1 to 1404 code for a protein of 467 amino acids. Lineage: Eukaryota; Fungi; Ascomycota; Pichiomycetes; Serinales; Debaryomycetaceae. The transcript has 2 exons. Gene Ontology annotation, biological process: tricarboxylic acid cycle; carbohydrate metabolic process; citrate metabolic process.